AUGGAGAGCCCUCACGAGCACCAGCAGACCCUGAUUCUUUCUCGAAUAAUCAACAACAUUGAAAAACUCAAUGAAUCUGUGACGGUUAUGAACAAGAGCCUCCAGGAGGUCAACAUUCAGAACAUGAACGUGGAAUUAGUCGCGCAGAUGUUCAAGAACUACCAGUCGAACGUGCUAUUCCACUUGGAAGCCACGGAGAAUCUGAAGGAGCCGUCAUAA
Messenger RNA from Aspergillus chevalieri, 219 nucleotides. RefSeq names its product DASH complex subunit DAD4. Gene Ontology annotation, cellular component: DASH complex; mitotic spindle. The record is from RefSeq and is a predicted model, not a curated record. Gene Ontology annotation, biological process: attachment of spindle microtubules to kinetochore. The transcript is spliced from 5 exons. Bases 1 to 219 code for a protein of 72 amino acids. Lineage: Eukaryota; Fungi; Ascomycota; Eurotiomycetes; Eurotiales; Aspergillaceae.